AUGCUGCUGGAGCCGCUGGAGCCGCGCGAGCUCGCGGUGCUGCUGACACACCUGGAGCACCGCGGCUUCAACCGGCUCAGGCUCAGUGACAUCCGCGCCUUCGCGCGCUCCGCGGGCACCUCCUGCUCUGCCCCGCUCCGCCGGCUGCUCAGUGACAUCCGCGCCUUCGCGCGCUCCGCGGGCACCUCCUGCUCUGCCCCGCUCCGCCGGCUGCUCAGUGACAUCCGCGCCUUCGCGCGCUCGGCGGGCACGUCCUGCAGUUCCUCUCUCCGCCGCCUGGUGGCGCUGUCCAACGGCCUCUCGCGCUGGGUGCAGCUGCGCGUGCUGCGCCCCCUGGCGGCCGCGCAGAGAGCGGCGGCGCUGGGGCAGUGCCUGCACCUGGCCCAGAGCCUCCUGGAGCUCCGGAACUUUAACUCCCUCCUGGCCGUGGUCGGGGGGCUCGGUCACGGCUCCAUCGCGAGACUGCGCCGCACCCUGGGGCUGCUGAGCCCCCCCCUCAUCCAGAUGUGGGCACAGCUGGCCGAGGCCGUGGGCUCGGGGGGGAAUUACCGGGGGUACCGAGCGCUGCUGGGGGGCGCGGGGGGCUCGGGGGGGUUCCGGGUCCCGGCGCUCGGGGUUCACCUGCGGGACCUGGUGGCGCUGGAGGCGGCGCUGCCCGACUGGGGGGGUCCGGGCCGCCCCCACCCCAAUAAACUGCGGGCUCGCUUCGCCCUGCAAGGGGCGCUGCUGGCGGGGAGAGAGCAGGGACCCCCCGGGACCCCCCACCCGGAUUUGCUGCGGCUGCUGGAGGUGUCGCUCGCCCUCGGCCCCUCGGAGCAGCAGCUGCACCAGAUGUCGCUGCAGAGAGAGCCCCGCGAGAGCGCCCCGGCCGGACCCCCCCCGGAGUUGCCCCCCGCCCUCCCCCCCGAGCGUUGGGUCCUGCCCGAGCCCCCCCGGCCCGACCCCGAGGGGCUCCGGCCCCGCCUGGAGCAGCUGGUGGAGUCGAUUUUCCGGAAUUUCGACGUGGACGGGGACGGGCGGAUCUCGGGGGAGGAAUUCGGGAUCGUGCGGGAGAACUUCCCGCACCUGCCCCCGCUGGGGGAGCUGGACACCGACCGGGACGGGGGGCUCAGCCGGGGGGAGGUCCUGGAUUAUUUCCUGCGCUGCAGCCAAGGAGCCCCCCCGGGACCCCCCCACCAAUUCCGGGCGCUGCGGGGGCUGCGGGGGGGGCCCUGCGAGAGCUGCGGGAAAAUGAUUUGGGGUCUGAACAAGGACGGGAUGGAGUGCAGCGGCUGCGGGCUGCGCGCCCACCCCUCGUGCCGGGAGUUCCUCCCCCCCGAAUGUCGCCGUCGCCCCCCGGGACCCCUCCCCAAAUUCUCCCGGCCCCGCACCCAGAGCGUGGCCGCGGCCGGGACCCCCCCGGAGCCCCCCGGACCCCUCCCCAAAUCCCGGCCCCGCUCCUUCAGCCUCAGCCUGGCCUGGCCCCGCCGAGCCUCGCUGCCCCCGCCGCCAGACCCCCCCGCGGAGGGGCAGGACGGGGUGUUCGACACUCACCUGUGA
Messenger RNA from Catharus ustulatus (Swainson's thrush), 1539 nucleotides. Its product is annotated as RAS guanyl-releasing protein 2-like. Gene Ontology annotation, cellular component: plasma membrane. Bases 1 to 1539 code for a protein of 512 amino acids. The transcript is spliced from 13 exons. Lineage: Eukaryota; Metazoa; Chordata; Aves; Passeriformes; Turdidae. Gene Ontology annotation, molecular function: guanyl-nucleotide exchange factor activity; calcium ion binding. Gene Ontology annotation, biological process: positive regulation of GTPase activity; Ras protein signal transduction. The record is from RefSeq and is a predicted model, not a curated record.